Rhopilema esculentum is the source of this 4620-nucleotide messenger RNA. Its product is annotated as contactin-associated protein-like 2. The record is from RefSeq and is a predicted model, not a curated record. NCBI's taxonomy places the organism in Eukaryota, Metazoa, Cnidaria, Scyphozoa, Rhizostomeae, Rhizostomatidae.
GUUGUUCUUUUUGCGAAAGGAGAUUGGGAACCAAGGUCUGGAAUUUGAAGGUCUCGAGGGGUUGGGUGUCAAGUGCUAUCCAAUAUGGCGCUUGAAAGUUGUUGGACAUUCCUUUCAAUUUUUUUAGUUGUGAUAUUGCAUGCGAUAUUUUGUGAUGUGGUAGUUGAACAAAGUGGAUAUGUAAGCUAUACCCAAAAAGAAACUAGUAGUCCAUUAACCAGAUUUCAAGUGCAGUUCAAAACAAUGGAUAGUAGAGGCAUAAUUCUUCAUGCAAAGAGUUCUUCAGAUUUUUUAACACUGGAGCUGGUUGGUGGAAAGCUAAGGUAUGCUGCUGACUUUGGUAAAACGUAUGAUAGUUAUGGUGAAGUAUCAUCUGGAUUUCAUGAACUGUUUGUUGGACAAGGGUUAGCAGAUAAUGAAUGGCAUAAUGUUGUUUUGAUUCACAAUGAAGAGAAGCAGAAAGUUUACAUUAGCAUAGACAAUCUUAAGGAAUCAGAAUACAAUGCAACUAGGACUUUGGCACCUGGAACUGCAAAGUUUACCAUAGAGUAUAUUCACAUUGGAGGAAUGAAAUUUCAUGACACAAUUUCAGUAAAAGAAAGCUUGACGAGAAGAGGCUUAAAAGCUUGCUUUACAAAUUCUUCUAUCAACGAUAGGAGUGUUCUUGAUGGUGAUCAUGUCACGUUAGUCAAAGCAGUUAGAGGAUCAUGCCCUUUUGUUAGGCAUUUCAAUUCAGUUGAUUUUCCAAUGAAUGGAUCAUAUGUUUCCUACAAUUUCACCAGCUCAGAAAUGUCUGUGGAGUUUAGCUUUAGAACCAUUCUCACUAAUCAAAAGCUGUUUUACACAUCACAAAAAAGUGCUUUGAGUCAAUUCAUUGAUGUAGAUAUUGAUGCUGAGGGAAAAGUAACUAUGACUUAUGGUAACUUUGCUCUGAAGUCCUCAUCCUUGGGUUUGAAUGACGGUUUCUGGCAUGAAGUUAAAUUGUCAUUUUCAUCAUCUUUGAUGCUUGAGCUGACUGUAGAUAGGCAAGUGGCUAGUGUUAGGGCCAAGCAAGCUUUGAAGAUUAAAGACAAAGUCUUUUUUGGGCCAAAUUAUGCAGGCUGUAUGAAAAAUAUCAUGGUUAAUGGAAAGAAACUGGUAAUAUCUGACUUUGACAAAUAUGAAGCAAAAUCUGUAGCGAACUUAAAAGGUUCUUUAAGACCAACUUUUGGUAGAUGCUCUUUAAACGAACUCUGUGUUCCAAACCCCUGUCUUCAUGGUGGAAAGUGUCAACAAAAGACUGAAGUCUUGUUUUCAUGUAACUGCGCCAACACAGGCUAUUCAGGGAGUGUCUGUAACAAGCCCGGGUUUGGUAGAUCAUGUGCAGCACUGAAAGCACAUGCAAAAGGAACUGUGACUAGUGGCAUGACACAGAUUGAUGUUGAUGGAGCUGGUCCUCUUCCUGCAACAACAGUUGAAUGCAUCUAUGAUCAUAAUAAAGUCACAACAAAUGUCUACCCAAAAAUUGCUAGUGAUUUAGCUGUAGAAAAUCGUUUUGGGAUGAAAAGCAUAUUUGUACCAUAUAAUGCAGACCUUAGAAGUUUGGUUUCUAUAACACAGGAGAGUCUCGAGUGUCAGCAACAUGUCAAAUUUGUGUGUACAAAAUCCAGUUUAUAUGACUCGCCAAAUGGGCAGCCGAAGGUACGUUGGCUAGGACCAAAGAACUACUUUCACUACUACUGGGGAGGCUCCAAGGGCAAAACUAAUCAUUGUCGCUGUGGCAUUUACAAUAAUUGCACUGAUACUUCCAAGUACUGCAAUUGUGAUGCACGUUCCGAGAAGGAAGCCACAGACGAAGGUUUUCUUACCAACAAAAAACAUUUACCAAUGAAGAAAAUUGAGUUCCUGGAUGUCAACAGUAAUGCUGGAUCGAAAGGUCGUUUUUCUUUAGGUCCUUUAAGCUGCAGUGGUGAUGCAUCUACAGAUAAUGCGGUUUCAUUUCGCGAUGCGAUGGCCUUUCUUCAAGUAAAACCCAUCUCAGCAACUGACUACAACAACGCAAUAGACGCGCUUACGGUUUCGUUCAAUUUCAAAACAGUAAAAGCUGAAGGAAUUAUGUUUUAUGGCAAAGGCCGUACAUCAAAUGAUUACAUUAUGGUACAGAUUGCUAGCAAGAAACGAUUGCGAGGAGAGAUCAACCUUGGAUCCCAAGCAGACUUUGUUGAUAUAGAUAUUUCUGGUAACUUCGAUGAUAACAAGGCUCAUUCAGUUUUUUUAGAAUUCAACAGAAAAGAGCUUAAGCUUACAGUUGAUGGGAUCACAAAAUCAGUGCAGCGUAACCCCCUGUCUAUGAGUCAUUUAGAUCUAGCGGGAGAUCCAAUGUACCUCGGAGGUGGCUUCGAUGUUUCCCAAGGUUUCACUGGUUGCAUUUUUGGACUGUUCCUCAACGGAAUGAUGAUUGACAUCAAGGCAACGGCAAAGUAUCUGCAGAACUACGGGGUGCAUGCUGGUUGUGGAAUCGGUUGCAACAGGCUGUCUGCUGCUCCUUGCAAUUAUGGCAAAUGUAUUGAGAGAUAUACCUCUUUUCAGUGCGAUUGCUCGCUUUCACCAUUUGAUGGAAAAUUUUGUCACAAAGAGUCAUAUCCUCUUCAUUUCAAGAAUGGGAGCAGUCUUAUGUACACAUUUGUUAAGCCCGUUCAGAUAAUGGAGGGAGAAGCAGUGCUUGCUUUCAAGACUACUAGCAGUGAUGCACUUUUGUUUAGUAUUCAUGGUGACAAGCCGAAUUGCCAUUUGUCACUGGUUCUCAAAGAUGGCAGCCUUGAAGUUUCCUUCAAUUUUGACACUACUUCUUCAUCGAGCAAAGUCAUCAAGGUUCAUUCAACGACAGAGAAAGGGAGAUUUGACGACGGGAAGAUUCACAAUGUCAGGGUGUUCCAUAAUGCCAAAAAGGUUACGGUAGAGGUGCUUGAUAGAAUAUCGGAGAAACGAAAGGAAGUCGCCAGCACUAAUGGCGAUUUGCUUGAUGGGGUCAAGAUUUCAAUAGGUCGUAUAAAACCACCUUUGCCCUCUACCUUGGGAUCAGUAAAGACUUUUAUUGGUUGUAUGUCUGCUUUCAAGUAUAGGUAUCUUGCGAACAUGGCAUCAAAACCGGUAUUAGUCGAUGUAUUCGCUUUAUAUGGGAAAAUGGAUCCGUCUAUUGGUGGAAGUGCAUUUCCAGGCGCUUGUGGAAAAGCUUUACCCACGCCGAAGCCUCUUCCGUAUCUUUUUGGACGGCCAACACAAUCAACAGCUACACUACGACCUUUUCCUCGAUUUUACAAGGUAGAACGCGAUCUAUCGCCAAUAAUUAUUGGCGUUGCCUGUGGAUUCGCCUUUUUGCUACUUGUUAUUUUAAUCCUGUUCUGCAAGCACAUCAACCGCAAUAUUGGCGCUUACAAGACAAACGAAGACAGAAGGCCGUUGUCUACUGAUGCGGAGACGACGUUUACACCACCUCCCGAUAGUAUGGAUGGUCCAAAUGGACAAGAUAAUGCGGCAAAAUCAAGUGCCAAGGGUACAAAAAAGCAGGAGUAUUACGUUUAGGCCUUUUUUUAAUUCUAACUGCAAGGCAGAAGCUGUGAAUGCUGCUGGUAGAAAUUUCAGCCGCCUAGGCGAAAUGAGAAUCAGUCCUGAAGAGACACGGCUGAUGUCGUUCGCGAAACAAUAACCCUUAACGGGUUUAUAAGACUUUGAUAAAGAAAGCUAUGUUGUCGUUGUAAUUAGUUGGUCAAAGCUUGAUUAUAUAUAAAUAAGCACUUUUAACUUAGUGCCUGUAAUGACUAUUUACUUGUCGUAAUGCUUGAUAAUUUUACUUGUCGUAAUGCUUCUGGUAAUCGCGUAAAGCCCAUAGUGCUUACUGGGGUAGAUCUUUUAAACUUUUUCUAAGAAAUAAGACGGUAGUUUCGCUUCUCGUAAUGCUUCUGGUAAUUGCGUAAAGCCUUUAGUGCUUACUGGGCUAGAUCUUUUAAACUUUUUCUAAGAAAUAAGACGGUAGUUUCGCUUCUCGUAAUGCUUCUGGUAAUCGCGUAAAGCCUAUAGUGCUUACUGGGGUAGAUCUUUUCAACUUUUGCCAAGUACUUUUUUGUUAAUGUUAUACAGAUACAGAAGCUGACAUAUUUUUUAAAAAUCCUGCUGGACCCGGUAAAGACUGGCACCCUAAGAAAGAAGUAAUAUUGAAUUUGGUAAAAGCUCAAGGAAACUGUAAGUAGCCCCUAGACUUAAAGUAAAGCGCUAAAAGGGUGCCUUUCGAAGAAGCUACUAGAAAAGUUUCUUACCACAGUUGUGUGUGUUUCGAAAAAGCAUGUGUUUUCUUGAGAUGUGAAAUUUUGUAAACAGUUGACGUUUUUUAACGGUUUAACAUAAAAAGCAAACACGACUGAAAAGAGAGUCUUUGAUAAAUAGUGUAAUUGUGAAAUAAACUGAGUAGCUCUGCCUGGAUAACUGCGUUGUUUUGCAGAUUUUUUAUCUUUUAUAAAAUAAGUAUUUCAAUAACGUCUUAUUUUUGCACGGUGCAUAAUUGAUCCAUGUGAAGUAAAGUUUUAUUUCUGAUAAUUUCCCUAGAUGCUAGAUGGUUUUGUGUAAUUUAAUUGACGAAUACGUUAA